Messenger RNA from Podarcis muralis (Common wall lizard), 7626 nucleotides. It is a transcript of the gene CERS6, whose product is annotated as ceramide synthase 6. NCBI's taxonomy places the organism in Eukaryota, Metazoa, Chordata, Lepidosauria, Squamata, Lacertidae. Gene Ontology annotation, molecular function: sphingosine N-acyltransferase activity; DNA binding. The record is from RefSeq and is a predicted model, not a curated record. Gene Ontology annotation, biological process: ceramide biosynthetic process. Gene Ontology annotation, cellular component: membrane.
CCUUCCCUCUCCUCGCCCCGAGCGAGUGAAGCUGCGAGGCUGGGCGGGCCCAGCUCGGCCGCUGCUCAGGGCGGUGUUUCGAGAGCGGCGUCCGCGAUCGCGGUUUGUCGCCGCUCCAGGGUUCAGGAGCUUAUUUAAGCCGGCCACGCGCACACACACACGAGCACAGGCGCGCGCGCGCGACGCAGGCAGCUGCUGAGCAUCCUUAGUAGCAGCAGCAGCAUCGGGCAGCCAGGGAUCCGGUGGGGGAGCAGCAGCAGCAGCAGCCCGAGCCAGACAAAGCAAAGAUGGCAGGGAUCCUGGCUUGGUUCUGGAACGAGAGGUUCUGGCUGCCGCACAAUGUCACCUGGGCGGAUCUGAAGAGCACCGAGGAAGCCACCUUCCCUCAAGUGGAGGACCUCUACCUGGCCUUCCCGCUGGCCUUCUGCAUCUUCAUGAUCCGCAUGGUUUUCGAAAGGUUUAUAGCCAAGCCAUGUGCCUUAGGCCUAAAAGUCCAGGCCAAUGGACCACGGAAAGCUCAGCCUAAUGCUAUUCUUGAAAAAGUCUUCACUGCAAUUACAAAGCAUCCAGACGAGAAGAGGCUUGAAGGGCUUUCCAAGCAACUGGAUUGGGACGUUCGCAGUAUUCAGCGCUGGUUUCGACAGAGACGCAAUCAGGAAAAGCCGAGCACUCUGAGAAGGUUCUGCGAAAGCUUGUGGAGAUUUACAUUUUACCUUUAUAUAUUCACCUAUGGAGCCAGACUCUUGAAAAAGAGUCCCUGGGUGUGGAACACUCGGCUAUGCUGGACUGGAUACCCAUAUCAGCCGCUGAUGCCUGAAAUGCAUUACUACUACAUACUUCAGCUGUCGUACUAUUGGUCCUUAAUGUUUUCUCAGUUCAUUGACAUCAAAAGAAAGGACUUUACCAUCAUGUUUACCCAUCACAUCAUAGCAGUCAUUUUGAUAACCCUCUCCUACACAGUCAAUUUCAUCCGAGUGGGAGUCCUAACUAUGUGUCUUCAUGAUGUGGUAGACAGCGUGCUGGAGGCAGCCAAAAUGGCAAACUACUGCAAAUGUCAAAAGUUGUGUGAUUUCCUCUUCCUCUCGUUUGCUGUCAUUUUCAUGAUUACAAGGCUUGGAUUGUAUCCUUUAUGGGUAUUGAACACAACAAUAUUUGAACUGCCCGAAGCAGUUGGUGGCUUUCCUUCCUUGACGAUCUUUAUCAUUUUACUUCUGGUACUUCAAGUUCUCCACUGUUUUUGGUCUUAUCUAAUAGUAAAGGCAGCCUAUAAAGCAAUUUUAAAAGGCAAGGCUGGGAAGUGGAACCCUUUGCAUGCGAAGGAUGACCGAAGUGACAUUGAGUCUAGUUCAGAUGAAGAGCCCACCACAGCUCCUCAUUCAAAGACCUCCCACAGCUCAGCCACCACCAAUGGGACGAGCGGAACAAACGGAACAAACGGGUAUCUCACUGGGGGCAACUCUGCAGAGGAACACUAAUCCCUGGAUUAAACACGGAUACACGAACAAGACAAACUGUUUGCUACUGGAAGUCAAUCGGUUGUGAAUGCUGGGUUUUGUUUUUUGUUUCGUUUUGUCUUUUCUUCCUUCCCUUAUUCUUUUUGUUUCUCAACAUCAGAGAAAAACAAAACACAUGGAGUAUUUAAAGCUUCUGAUAGCGUACUGCUGUGUUUCCUGUUUGUGAAUGACAGCGCCACACCAUGUUCUUUAUGUAGGCAUGCUGUAUGUAUAUAGAUAUAUAUACAUGACCAGAUGGGAGCAGUACUUUCUUCUGUAGGCUUUGAUGAUUAUUUAUUUUAGAUCUUAUUUGGGGGUGACUUGUGGAUGAAAGGGAGCAAGAUUCUCUUUCAGACUUCACAUCAGGGCCAGGGGCUGCCAAGUUUUAAGGUACGUUUCCGUGCUUCAUUUCUCUAGCCCAGUAUCUAGCAUCACAACAAACCUUUAUAAAAGUUCCUCUUUAGUUCUAGGUUGCUUUUGUUUUAAUUUGCUGUUUUUGUGUCGAAGGAUGCUGACUUUAGAAACUCCCACUACAGACACAGUGGUCACUCCCCUCACCCUAGAGAGGAGUUUUAAAAUGGUGCAUUAGUAUUUCUAAACCGCCUGUAAUGGAGCCAGUCCAUAUGAAACUAUUGUAAGAUGGGAUUUUAGCUGUCUUUUACAAGAUUGGUGGCAAAUUAGAUCAGAGCUCACUGUUUGUGCAAAUGCCCAAACUAUGUUUACAUCAGGUAAGAACAACUCAAGUCUUACAGAUGAGUCCUGCCUUGCAGUUUUAACCUCCAGUUUGAUUUAAAAAAUUUCUGGGGAUGCCUUUUGUUUAGUUUCAGAGGAAAGAUGCUUACUUGAGCGCAUAGUCAUGUAUACAAAAGUUGGACUUGAAUCAUAUUUAGAACCAGCAUCAAGAAGAAUAGAGGCAGAAAAGAAUUGCUUACUGGGAAUAAAAUAGAUACAAGACAUUGGGGAGAUAUCUGCAUGGUACAUUGGCAGCCUGUGUCUGGACUGUACCACUGCAUACAGCAAUUGGGGACUAUGUUGACUGAAUACUUUUGCCAUACAAAUAUAUUCCAUGUGCAUAGAAACUAGAAGCCACGGGAUAUGUUGAGGAUGUUCAAGCUUAAAGCCGUUCUCCUGUCAGUCAGGGAAUUGUUUGCAUUAAAUCACGUGUGCCACCCCCUUUUGCACUGAAGUGGUACAGUCCAGACACAGUUAUACUUCCUCGCAUACUUCUUGUGACAAUUAGGCCUUAUUGCUCAGAUGGGGAACCUGGGGCGCUCUGAUUAUCGUUGGACAUCAUUCCUGACCUUUGCCAGCUCUAGCUGGGGCCGAUGGAGUCCAACAACAUCUAGAGGUUUUCCAUCCCUGUUCUACUGCCUGAGGUUUCUUUUAAGUGCCUGCUAGAAAGCUUUUGCCCACACUUAAAAUAAAUAUUAGGCAGUUCAUUCGGGAUUCAACGAGGACACAGUCCAUCAACCCUGCUUGGUAUGAGGUUGUGUUCUUGGUAGAUUGUGUGGCUAGGUGGCUCUGAUUUUAAGAGAAGAGUGUGCCCUGUUUCUUCCCACUUCCUCAACUUACUUGUGAGAGGACAGUUUACCUAAUACUGGUCCUGUGCCACACCACAGAAGAGUCCCCAAGGGAACUUUGAUGGUUGUACGAGUCUCAUAGCAGUCUUUUCUCUCUUUCUUAGCUCACAACACUUGCAACUGUUGGCGCCAUUGAGCGCAACCCAGGAACAUGGAAAACUGAUGGUUAGAUGUACCCUUGUAUGAAUCAGCCACAAGCAUCCAAGGCUCUUCUUAAUUACUAGAGAAAUACAGCUGGCAGUAACUCUAAGCCUGUUGAUUUACUGAUAAAGAUUUACCUGUAGCUAUUGAUAUGUUCUUAAAGGAAAUCAGCAGGAAUAACAAGAGUUAGAUCCUUCCCCCCACUCUUCAUCUCUCUGCAGUAGAGGUUUCCUGGUUUCCCAUAAGAUCCUUAGAUAAAACGACCUUUCUUUCACAUUAUUUCUGUGCUUAGUAAAGCCAGUUUUGGCAAAGAAGACAACUUCUCUUUUCUGUGUGCCAUUUUUGUUUUCUGUUGGUGUUGGGCACAGAGGUAACAUGUAUGCCAAAGAACUACAUGCAGGGAAAGAUGGAAAGAAGCAAUAAGCAAUUGCUUGGAAUCAUAAGAGCCCUGCCUCCCACCAGAAAUUAUUUUGAGCCAUAAAUCCUUUUUGCACAUCUCCGGCAACCAAAUCACCCUUAACAUUUGCUCAAGCCAUACAGUAUUUAUUAUACUCUGGCUUUAUUCUAUACAUGAGAGAAUGGAAAGGUGGUUGUUCUUUGCAGAGGAAAGGUUAUUUUUCAUCACAAUCCAUGCGACCAUUUUUGAAGCCAACCCAACAGAACAUGUUUUGGGUUAAUAGCUGUUCCCUAGUGGGUUGAGGUGUGCUGGAUUGGUCUCGUAAAUCUCGACGCAACAAGUUAGAUUCCAUAUCUGUGUUAUGUUCAUUCAUGUUGCAUGUGUUGAUAUUUCAACAAUGUCACUUCAGCCCAUCAGGACCAAGUAGAAAAAUCAGUUUCUCUGCCAAAAAAAAAAAAGAAGUUAUGUGACAUGUGCCAACAUGCAAAACACAAAUUAAGGGUGCCCAUAAAGUGAAUGGAGUAAAAGUAACUCGAGAGCUGAAGAACAGGAAGCAUAUUAGAGUGGAGGGAUAUAAAACAAUAACAGAACCGCUAUGGAUAUUGGAUAUUAGUUGCCACUAGAAUCUCUCUUUCCAUGCUGUCAUUUAAGAGUCAUUGUGGGUUGGCUCUUAAGUUUCUCAUAACUAAUAAUCCGGUGCAUCUCAGUUUUGAGUCCUCUGUGCAGCAUAGAACUUGAAUAAAGAGAGUCUGCAUGGACAUUGGAUGAGAAGCGCUGUCAUAGUAAGGCAAAGUGGAUGCAUCAAUAGUUUAUAUUCAGUUUUUUGGUUAGUUUUACAACAAACACAGAUUGGGAGGCUGGGACUUUCAAAAUGCUCUAUGGCGUUGCUUAGGCAGGAGUUUUGGACAGAUGUCUGGUUUUCCCAGAAUGUGGAAGCAUUGCUUUUGGAGGGAAUGUAGAACCAACAGCUGCCAUCAUUAGCUUCUAUAAGCUCACACUGUUGCGAUGAAAUGCAUGGUAAUCAGGUUAAGGGGAGGAAAGCUCCUGAACCUUGCCUCAGGCAACCAGAAAACUGUUACAAAGCACGCUGUGAAGUUAGCUGGGUUACAAAAUGGCUUCAUUACAGCUCAAUCUUAAACACCAAGGAUAUAGACGCUUUGAUGCUGUCGAUGCAAAGAGGGCUUCCCCAUUCACUUAAAUGGAUUGAAAUUAGGGAGAAUACGCUUUGUAGGCCCAUAAGUUCAAUGUUAGCCUCUCACUAUGGUGUAUGCCAAGUGCCACUGGAUCCAGGAAGAAAGAAAACAUGUAAUCAAUCACAGGAAGCCCUUCUAGAAACAAACCGAUAUUCAGUUUCCUGGAUUAGUAUUAUCAAAAUUGUCUUGUGUAAACAAGCUCUUGUUAGAAGGAAAAAAAAGCUCUUUGGUUUAGCAGUAGAGUAAAAGAUGCAGUGACCGAAAUGUGUAGCGUAGCGACAAAAAUGAAGAAAAAAAUGGUGUGUGGAAGUUAGUAGCCAUUAGCUAGACUGAACUUUUUUAUUAGCCAGCUCUUGGGGUAGUGGAGUAAGAUCUAUUAUUGUGUGCAUUUCCUCAGUUAAGUAUUGGCAUGGAACACACUUUUUUAAAAAACAAAAAAGUGUGUUUUUAUGUAUAUUUUUAAAGUGGGACAAAUGAGUGAAGACCAGGUAUCUUCGACAUAUAUAUCCACUUGAGGAUGGAAGUGGGGGGUUUAAUUUGCAUUCUCCAUCCCAACUGUAGAGUGCCAGAUUUUUAAAAUGCCAAAAAGAAAUAUACACGUAUGCUCGUUGCCAUUUUUGAAUUUGUUCAACACAUGACUUCAUUUCUUGGGCAGUUACUUUCCAUUCUCCCACCCACCCCUUUGUAUAUGUUUAUAUCCGAGGCCUGGUUCACAGAAGACCCGGCAUGUAGGCCGCAAAUCUGGCAGGAUGCGGGUUCAGCCUAGGAUUCACUCAUGCUUUCCCUCCCUCUGCGUGCAGAACCUUGAAUGUGAUCUUGGGCCUGUGCGCAUUAUCUGUGCAUCCUUUUUUUUGGUUGCACACUUCAGUGGGGUUUGCAUAGAUGCCGGCAUGUCUAAACCCUAGCUGAUAAUUAAGCUCCUAUACCAAGAAUUGCCACGAGAUGCUUCAGGACUACAUUUCCCAUCAUCCCUGAUGACUGGCCAUGCUGGGCUGAAGGGAACGGGGAAUGCAGCAAAAUCUGUAGGGCAACAUACCAGCUAUCCCUGCUGUAUACAAGGGAGAGAAAGGAACAUGAGUCCCAAGCUCACCCCCUGUACCCUGCCACUUCCAUGGUCUACGUGCCAGUACCCUCUGUGAACUAGCCCAGAGUUUGCUUAUGGGGGAGAUAUUGCAGACGGGUUGCUAAACGAGCGGAAAUGGUGUGCACAGAAAUCUUAGCUUCCCUUAGGAGGCAUUUGCACGGCACAUUCUCCCCCUUUCCUGCUGUCAUUCAGUGAAGCUGGUUUCUUCCUUAACGGCUGGCAUGUUGUAACUUGCAAGGAACUAAUGAGCAUAUAAACCCCGAAAGCCUAGAUUUGGGACUGUAGGGAAAGGAGGGUAAUUGCCAAUCUUCACACAUAAUCAAAAAAGUGACAAUAUCAAGCCAUGGAGUGAUCAUGGUGGUUCUUUUAUCAAUUAAUGCACCUUUCCUUUCAAGUCAUUCUGCUACUGGAACGGAGCGUGUUGCAACAAACAAUAAAAUUAUUGUGUGUGCCUGCGUGCGUGCGCGCAUAGGUGUGAGCGUGCUGUAUUUUGCAAUAAACUAUGGGCAGAUAGUUGUGUAACCCAAUGCCAGCUUGUUUUGAAUGUCUUUACAUUGUACAUAUUAAGGCAUAGGUUACACAGUAUUCUGGUGGUUCAGGUCGACGUUCUUCUUCUGCCAUUCCCUUUUGCAGUGUAUGGUAGAGGGUUCUGAAUAUAGGGCUAUUGAAGUCCAUAUUUCUCAUCUCCCCAAACUCAUACACCAUUAAUUUCGGCUUUCUGUAAUUCUCACAAAUGAGAAGAAGGUGGGAUUUCUUUAUUUGCUCCCUCCUCCCAAUUGUUCUAUUUUUAUUUUUGUUUAAAGGCUUCCUGGUGUUAUAUUUCCUCCUGUAUUCAUUACUGAAUCCUCUUGUCAAAUAAUAAAAUUACAACAGUUCUGUAGGCCACUGUGAGAAUGACCAAAAUACUCAAAACCCACAGUGUUUAAUAAAUGGAGUUGCCUUGAAAUCACAAAUCAAAACUUCAAAAAUCCUCUGAUUGCACUUCGGCAUGACUUGAGUGUGAUUUGGUUUGUUUGUUUGGAUUCUACUGGGACGUUGCUAAAAACUGCCCAUGUUUUUUAGCUUCUCCUUUUAAAAAUAGUUGUCUUGGUAUUUAUUUGUUUAUUUAUUGAAAAGUUACUUAGCACAUUUUUCCUUACAAGGAAGUUCCAGUUGUAAUGACAGAGAAACUGAAGCAACUGAUCUGCUUGUAUAAAGUUAUACACUUAGGAAAUAGCCUCCACUUACUUUAAUGGAGGGCAGGAGGGGGUACGUGUAUUUAUUUCGGCCUUAAUUUUAGCCUAGGGCUUUAGUGAUGUGUAGGUUGACUAGGACCACUGGUAAUGAGAAUCAUCUCAAAGAAGAACGGUACACGCUGGUUUGAUGCACAAGAGGGUGUUUUUCUAUCUCCCUGCAAAUUUCUAAAUACUGAAAACAGUAGCCACAUUUGUGUGCUCUGCAUGGUGGUUACUUUCAGCAGGUCAGGUCAGGACAAAAUGGUGCAAUUUUCCACCUGUGUUUUCAAGACAAUCCAACCGUUUGAGGAACUCUUUGAACUAUAACUUACUGGUAUAUUUCACUGUCAGAAAUACAGCACUGUGUUUUAGCCUUGGAUUUUGCUUCUGGGUUUCUUUUCUCUCCCCCCCCCCCCCCUUUUAAAUAUGAAAAAUUAAAAUUCUUCCUGGAAUAUUUGGAUCCAAUCAAUAUUGUGAAUUUUGAUUUGAAAACACUUUCAUAAUAAACACUCAAGUAUUAGGCC